AUGGCAACUGAACCUCUCCGUGACAAUCUGGACACCGUCGCAGCAACCGACCAACCAUACGACGGUGAUUCCUCUUCCCAGCAGCAACUCGCCGUCUACAACUAUGACCUGAGAGAUCCACACUCCACAGUUCUUUCCCCAGCCAACCAAGAAAGCACAUGUGUGCUUGGUGGAGUCACCAGCCCUGGGUUGUGCAGGGUCAACAGCAGCCUUGGACAAACCCAAUUUCAGAUUGCUACAGGGGGCAGCCCUGAGCACCGCCGGAUCAGAUCAAAUGAUGCCCUUCACUACAUAAGCCACAUGCUGAUGGAUGACGUCGACGAGAGGGUCGACAUAUGCCAAGGGGAGGCUGCUCUCCAGGCUGCUGAGAAGCCAUUCCGUGACAUUCUUGGGGAGGUAUACGCGCCGGCUACUAACUGUCCGCCAAUGCAUAGCAACAACAAACCAGAAAACCCUGAUAAGAGUGGUACCAGCAGUUACAAGAGGCUCUGGAGCUCAAGCUUCAGUAAUAACUGUUCCAGUUACAGCGUGUUACAGCCCUUAACAAACCUGUUGAGUCCAUAUACCUGCAAUAGGAGUCUUUCUCUAAACAGUCCGUCGAUAAGUGUUGGACCGACUUCUAGAUCUAGUUUCCCUGCCUUCCAUUGUCAGAGAGAUGUCGAGGAGGCAACAAUGUUUGCUCCACGUAUUGGUAAGCUGGUGAUAUAUUUAGAGAAUGACAUACUUUCUAUUUCCAAACUGACUAUAAAGGAGACAGUAGGCCAGAGGAGCGAAAACUGGGAUAUCUUGGAAGCAAGGAGCAACAAACAUCUUGUCUUCACCACUUGUGCAAUAACUCGAAAUGAAAAUUUCGACCGAGUUCUGCUAUGCUAUGGUCGGAAGACUUUCGACCAAACAACAAGACUACAAGAAACGAUGGCGGAGAAAGGAAAUAAUAACUCAGUGAAAGGCCGGAGCAAAGGACGUCAGAAGCUAAGGGCUAGGAUGCAACCGAGGAAAGAGUUGGUUGAUCUCAGGACUCUCCUUAUCCAUUGCGCACAAGCUGUGGCAGAAGACAGCUACCUGUUGGCCAGUGAACUGCUAUUGAAGAUAAGACAACACUCUUCAGCAGAUGGUGAUUGCACUGAGAGACUGGCAUUUUACUUGGCGGAUGGCCUUGAGGCACGCUUGGCUGGGAGCAGGAGUCAGGUUUAUCGCACCCUCAUCGAGAGGCGAACAAGUCCCACAGAUUGGUUAGAGGCUUACAGCCUUUUUGUUGCAGCUUGCCCUUUUGUCAGGACGUCAUACUACUUUGCGAGCCAAGCUAUUCUUGAUGUCUCAAAAGGGCAACAAAGGGUGCACAUCAUUGAUUUUGGCAUCGGCUAUGGCUUUCAGUGGCCAUUAAUGAUUCAGAAGUUUGCACAGCAAGAAGAGGGAGCCCCCAAGCUUCGGAUCACAGGUAUAGACGUUUCUCAGCCAGGUUUUCGCCCCUGCGAAAUGAUCGAGGAGACAGGGAAACGGUUGGCUGAUUAUGCAAACAUGUUCAAGGUACCUUUUCAGUAUCAGGGCAUUGCCGCUGCAAGAUGGGACACCAUUAAAAUUGAGGAUCUUAACAUUGACGAGGAUGAAGUUCUCAUAAUCAACUGCAUAUUCCGGAUGAAGAAUCUUGGUCAUGAAACCGAUGGCAUAAAUAGUGCAAGGGACGAGGUGCUGAAAACUAUGAGGAGGAUGAACCCAAAGGUUUUUAUUUCUGGCACUGUGAACGUGUUACAUAGUUCUCCCUUCUUCAUACAACGAUUCAAAGAAGUUAUGCUCCAUUACUCUUCAGUGUUUGACAUGCUGGAUGCAAAUGUUCCAUGGGAUAAUGAGGCAAGAAAGAUGCUUGAGAGGAUCCCAUUUGGGCGGGAUGCCCUUAACAUAAUAGCAUGUGAGGAUGCAGAAAGGACUCAGAGGCCAGAAAGUUACAGGCAGUGGCAAGCAAGGUGCCUCAAGGCAGGGUUUCAGCAGCUUCCUGUCGAUCAAGCCAUCUUAAAGAACAUAGUACACAUGAAGAACUUACAUUAUCAUGAAGAAUUCUUCUCUGUCGAAGAUUGCGGCUGGCUGCUACAAGGAUGGAAAGGGAGAGUGAUGUAUGCUAUAUCUAAAUGGAAACCUGAUGAAAAAUAUGAUGGUCAGUAA
This is a messenger RNA of Aegilops tauschii subsp. strangulata, 2157 nucleotides long. RefSeq names its product scarecrow-like protein 34. NCBI's taxonomy places the organism in Eukaryota, Viridiplantae, Streptophyta, Magnoliopsida, Poales, Poaceae. The record is from RefSeq and is a predicted model, not a curated record.